Octopus sinensis (East Asian common octopus) is the source of this 2309-nucleotide messenger RNA. RefSeq names its product zinc finger protein 239-like. Gene Ontology annotation, molecular function: RNA polymerase II cis-regulatory region sequence-specific DNA binding; DNA-binding transcription factor activity, RNA polymerase II-specific. Lineage: Eukaryota; Metazoa; Mollusca; Cephalopoda; Octopoda; Octopodidae. Bases 1034 to 1729 code for a protein of 231 amino acids. The transcript has 3 exons. The record is from RefSeq and is a predicted model, not a curated record. Gene Ontology annotation, biological process: central nervous system development; regulation of transcription by RNA polymerase II. Gene Ontology annotation, cellular component: nucleus.
GUCAGUAUUAAAUCAACGUUUCCCUUUGUGAAUCGUUAUCUCACUAGGAAAAACUUAUUAAAACAAUAAAGAUAUAUUUAAUAUAUAUUUAAGCAAAGAGUAAAUGAGAUACGCUACUAAAUACACAAAUAUAUUUGAGGUGGGGAAAAAGUAAUUGAAGACAUGCAAUGACGAGAUACGAAUUGAUGUCUGAAGAAUAAGAAGCCAAACGAAAGUGGAUGUCGCAGAAUUUUUGGAAUUGGAAAGAAAGGUUUGGAAAUCCUAAUCUAAGGACGAGAGAGAAACCCGUUUUGCAGUUUGGUCGACGCACUGGUUCACUGCUGAGAAACGGUGCAGAAUUUUUGGAAUUGGAAAGAAAGGUUUGGAAAUCCUAAUCUAAGGACGAGAGAGAAACCCGUUUUGCAGUUUGGUCGACGCACUGGUUCACUGCUGAGAAACGGGGACAAACAACGAUUCACAGAUGACAUUGGCACAAAACAUCUUUUGUACAUUGGAUACAUCUGGAAUAUCUAUCAUGUCUUAAAGACUAAAGGAAAAUGUCUUAACGAACGAAUAUAAUAACCCAACUGCUAUAAAUCCAGGAUUGAAUUACUGUGAAAUAUUUGCUCUGAGCAACAAUUCAUAGCAACAUUUCUCCAUCUCCUUACCUGUUGCUUUUGCAUUCUAAUUAAACUUGAAUAUAUUUCUAAAGGGGUUUGCAGCAUCUUUAGAUAUUGAUAAUGAUCACAGUUGAUAGCAGUAGAAAUAUUUCUGAGGAAUAAAUUAUUACAAAAGAACAAGAAAAAGGAAAUUAUAUGAUUUGGUCAGAGAAGAAAGAUAAAGGAAAAAUUUAAUACUGUGAGAAACUUCAAUGGUUGGAUUGCUAUGAAAUAUCUGCUCUCACCUGAGAUUCAUAGCAACAUUUCUCCAUCUCAUUACCUGGUGCUUUGGCAUUCUAAUUAAACAUAUUUUUAAAGGUGUUUGCAGCAUCUUUAGGUAUCAGUGAAGAUCACAGUUGACAGCAGUGGAUUGGGUUUUUGUGUUCUUUGAAGAGAUGUCGAAAAAGUUAUGCAAGACAUCAUAUCACUGUGAAAUUUGUGGUAAAUUAUUCUCAAGAGAUAUUGACUUAACUAGACACAUACGUAUUCAUACAGGAGAGAGACCGUUUCACUGUGAGGUCUGUGGUAAAUCUUUCUCUCGAAGCAGUGUAUUGACUAUACACAAACGUAUUCAUACAGGAGAGAAACCAUAUCAUUGCGAUAUCUGUGAUAAAGCAUUCUCUGAAAAUGCUAACUUAAGUAGACACAAGCGCAUUCAUUCAGGAGAGAAACCAUAUCAGUGUGAUAUCUGUGGUAAAUCUUUCUGUCGAAGCAGUGACUUAACUUCACACAAACCUAUUCAUACCGGAGAGAAAUCAUUUCACUGUGAUAUCUGUGGUAAAUCAUUCUCUCAAAACAGUGUUUUAAUUAACCACAAACGUAUUCAUACAGGGAAGAAGCCAUAUCACUGUGUUAUCUGUAGUAAAUUAUUCUCUGGAAAUAGUGACUUAACUAAACACAUACGUAUGCAUACAGGAGAGAAACCAUUUCACUGUGAUAUCUGUGGUAAAUCAUUCUCUCAAAGUCCUAACUUAACUAAACACAAACGUAUUCAUACAGGAGAGAAACCAUUUCACUGUGCUAUCUGUGGUAAAUCAUUUGCUCAAAAAUGUAACUUAACUACACAUAUAUCUAUCCAUACAAAAGUUUGACUGUCACUGCUAAAGUUCAGUAUGCAUUCAAUGCCAGCCCCUCUCGCCCCUGUGCCGGUGGCAUGUAAAAAGCACCUACUACACUCUCAGAGUGGUUGGUGUUUAGGAGGGGCAUCAUGCUGUAGAGACACUGCUAGAUCAGAUUAGGGCCUGGAGCAGCCUCCUGGCUCCUCAGACCCCAGUCGAACUGUCCAACCCAUGCCAGCAUGGAAAACAGAUGUUAAACAAUGAUGAUGAUGAUGAUGAUGACAGCAUCAAAAUUUUAUAACAGCAUUUCCCUUCUAAACUAUGUAUUAGCUUUUGUGGAUUUAACUAUAAUCACACAGCGAUAAUCAUACUCAUGAUCAAGAGAGAGAGAGAGGUGGGGAGACAGAGAGAAAGGAGAGGAUAAGUGAAAACAAAAACAAUACACAAAGCAAGUGUGUGCAAUAAACAUUGAGGAUUGUCAAAUUUGAAGACCAACAAUACACAACAAACUAGGCUGAUUGUUAUGUGUGUGUGUGUGUGUGCAUGUAUGUAUGUAUUAAUGUAUACUCUUUUACUCUUUUACUUGUUUCAGUCAUUUGACUGCGGCCAUGCU